GGGACAGAAACGAAACUUGUCAGAGCACUUGCGGCAACAGACCCCAGACGUAGGCGAGUCGGCCCGAUAGUUGCUACAAUGAAGUUGAGUUAGCCUGAGCUUACUCAGGGAGCUCUGUGCGGGGAAUGCCGCUCCCGCGACCGUGGAGCCUGAGCGGGCAGCGCGCAGCGCUCGCAAAACGCGCAGCCGAGCAGCACUGGCUGUUUGACUUUGAGUCACAUCGGUGCUUGGAGCUCGCCAAUGAGGAGCUCGACCAGAAUGGCUCGCUUCUUGAGCGUCGGCACUGCACGGUGCACAUGGUCCAGCCGCAUUCGCUCGAGGAAGGCGUGCGCCGGCCCACCGCCGACCGCUUUCCUUGCGUGGUGUGUACCCGGAUGGCUAAGCCAGACGCUCCCACGCUGGCAGACGCGAGCCUGGGGCCGGACGGUGCUGUGCGGGUCGUGGAGCAGUCCCUGAACGAAGUCCGGCAACGGCGCUGGUACGUCACGAAGACCUGGUGCCGCGACGUCCGGCGGGCGGCGGGCGUGCCGCCGCUGCCUCUGGGCUCGGACCACUACCUGUGCGAGGAGCACCUGGAGGAGCACCUGGCGUGGAAGCAGUACCUGCGCCUGCCCAUCAAGGUGCGGGACUGGCUGCACCGCGGCGCCUGCCUGCAUUGCGCCUUCGAGUGCGCCGGCGAGUCGUCGCCGCUGGCCGCUGGAGCCAUGCCGCUGCCGCUGCCGCCGCGGCUGUCGGCUGCGCAGGCGGAUGAGCUGCAGCCCGCGCUGGAGCCCAUGGUGGAGGCACUGCUGUACCCGGCCGGAGUCAGCGAGCAGGAGCUGGCGGCUGCUGCGGCCGGCAAUGAGGUGCCAGUGGUGCGGGACGUGACGGAGGACAGCGCCGACAAGGGCGGGCUGCCGGGACUGGUCAGCCUGCCGCUGCGGGGACGGAACUGGUGCAAGAUGUGCGGCGGCAACCCGGCCGUGUAUCUGUACAAGUCCCGGCUAAACCUGGCGUCAGAGUAUGUGUUGUGCCCGCCCUGCUUCGUGCAGCUGCGGGAACAGCACAAGCAGGGCGGGCCAAAGGUGCAGAACAAGCAGACAGGCAAGCAGCCGGCGAAGCAGCGGGUAAUGGAGCAGGGUCGGCAGAAGGGAGGUGCAGGUGAUGGUGACUCGGACUCGGGCACAAGCGAGGAUGAGGACGAGGACGACGACCAGGUGGGGAUCGACCCUACGGACAUGCGGCUGUGCUGCUGCCUGCGGCCGGAGCAGCUGCUGCGGCUGCAGCUAUUAGUGCCGCGGCCCAGCGAACGGCUUGCCGGCGCCGUCACAAUGGCAGCGGCUGCGGCCGGUUUGGGCGCAGCAAGCCCACCGGCGGCACUGGGUCCCGCUCAGGCGGGGCCCAGCAAGCCGCUGGGGCAGCCGCAGAUGGAGCUGGCGGCGGUGGCGGUGCCGGUCGUGCACAUCAGUGCAGGACCGGUGACGGCCGCUGGCCCUCGGCGCCCUCAGCAGCAGCAGCCGUACCACCAGGAAAUAGGGCCGCAACCCACUAAGCCGCAACAGCAGCAGCAGCAGCCCAGGCGGGUAUCCCCAGAGGCGGCGGUGCUGCGGCCGCAGCAGCACUCGGACGUACGGGCGGCCGUGCCAAGCCUGGGGAUACAGCGAAUGCAGCAGCAGGUGUCGGUGGGUGCAGGGUCCGCUGCGGCUGCCUUGGCUGCUGCUGUUGCGAACGGCGUAGGAGGGAUGGUAGCACAGAUGCAGCCACAGCCACAGCAGGGUAUUUCCUUGUCCCCCCGGCAGACGUCGCCACAGCCGGUGCGCAGUGCGGUGGGGCAGCCGGCGUCGCAUGCGCAAGAGCUGUUCCAGCGCAUCAUAGGCCAGUGCAAUGGAGGCGCGGCCGUGGCAACAGCUAACGGCUGGAACGCUGGUGUGCAAGCAGCGGGUAUUGGAGCCAGCGGGAGUUGUCCAGUCCAGGGAUCAAACGCCUGGAGUGCUGCGGUUCUGCCCCAGCACGCGCCGCACACGCAGAACGUAACAUGGCAACAACUGCAGCUGUUGCAGCGCUCUGGGGCGUUCGUACCAGCGGCGACGGCUGCGGCAGCAGUGGCUCCGCUGCCGGGCAUGCUCGCACAUAGUGCUGCAGCGGCCGUGCACGGUGGAGCCACGCCCCUGACUUGCUCAUUCCCGCUCGCCGAGCCCGCAGUCCCCCCAGCUGUUCGCAGCACAGACCCAGCCUCCGCGGCCACGCCUGCACGCGCCACCGCCGCGACCGCAGCGACGACCGCCACAGCCUCGCCAGUGCAGCCAACUCCCGCCGCCGCUGCUUCCCCUGCCACUGCCGCCGCAACCACCCCAGCCAGGCUGCCGCUGUUCCCCUGCGUCUCGGCACCGGAGCUUGCGUCCGCCUUGUACAACACGCGCAUCGCGCUGCCGGGGCGGCACGCGGCGGAGGUGCUGGGGCUACCGCCGCCGCCGGCACCUUACGACCCCGCUCCCAAGAGCCAAGGCAGGGACUGGAUGGAGUACUCGGCGCGCUGUGCGAGUGUGGACUACUUCGGCGGCGCGCUGCAGCGGUGCGCGCCGCAUGUCAACAAGGCAGGCGAGCGGCUGGUGGAGGAGGACUACGCCUACCUGGUGCGUAAGGACCUGCUGGCCCGCCUGCCGCCCGACCGCCGCCAGCAGCUGGUGGAGCUGUGCCGUGACCACAACGGCCGCGGCGGCCCGGUCCUGUUCUCCGGUGCCAUGGGCUGCCUGCAGCAGGGCGGCGAGGGGCUGUUGGAUGACGUCAUGGCCGCCAUGGCCCGGUGCGAGGAGCGGAUCGUGGAGACACAGCCCACAGCGGCCGCCGCGGCUGCGGCGGAGCAGCGGCGGCGGUGGAAGGAAGAAGCAGGGCACGCGGCCGCGGCUGCGCAGGAGGAGGGCGGGGAGGGCGUCACGGUGGAGGAUGCUAGAGCAGCGGCAGGGGCAGCGGCAGGGCAGGGCACGGGCUUGGGUGGCGGCGGAGGCCCUAAGAAGAGGCAGCAACAGGUGCGGGACGGAGACACGGCUCCGGUGUCGGGGCCCUUUCCCUGGACAAUGGGUGGCUAUGAGUGGACCAGCCGCCCCGAGCCAAUGGGGCCGCCGCCGUCGAUGCAGCCGCUGCCUACCCCCGCACACCAACACCAUCGGUACCCUCACCAACAGCCAGCGCUUAAUGGCUACCACACCGGGCCCCACAGCCCAUCCGGCCCCAGCGGCGCCUACGCCAUCGGUGGCUCUGCGCACGCCAGCCCCACUGCCCCGAGCGGCAGCAGCAACGGCGGCGGGAUACUGCAGCCGCCUCAGCCGCCGGAGGUGGUCCAGCAGCGGGACCACAUGUACGGACCUGUGCAGCUCUGCUGUUUCGACAUGGCGCACCGCUACGAGUUUGGCCUGGAGACCACGCCCGUGUCGGCAGCCUUCAAGCCCUUCCCGCGCACCAACCCGCCCAGUGGCGAGGAGGUGGACCACGCCUAUCCCGUCACGCCGCCGCAGCUGCUGCGGUACAUGCGGGCCAUGCUGGACAAGUAUGGCGUGCCUGGUGAUGAGCGCGUGCGGAACGUGCGGAGUCAGUGCGAGAAGCUGCGGCCGCCGCGGCCGAGCGGGCCGUCCCUUGACAGCGGCCAUGAGGCUCGGCUGUCUCAGGCGGCCGCCGCGGUGGCGCUGGCCGCGCUGGAUCGGCAGUGGCCCUUGAACAAGGCUUCGACAGAGGGCGGUGGUGGUUGCGGUGGCGGCGCCGGGAAGGCACGGCAGCAACGGCAGCAGCAGCAGCAGCAGCAGCAGCAGCAGCAGCAGCAGCAGCAGCAGCAGGACCAGCAGCAGCCACCGGAGGACAAGGCAGCACUACUGGCUCGUGCCCGAGACUAUAGCGUGUCUUCCGGACAGGCGGGUGCGCUGCUCGCCAGGAUGGAUGCGGAGGUGCUAAAGCAGCAGCAGCAGCUAGGCAGGCGGGCAGCGGCAGGAGGCAGUGCAAUGCCAGGGGCGGCUGCGAACGGGUCUGGCGGCGCCACCGGCGCUGUUGGGCUGGGCAAGCGGCCGGCGGACGUGGCUGCCCUUGCGGCACGCGAGGGUGGCGCAAAGCGGGGCCCAGGCGCUUGGGGCGCCGGCCCCGCUGCUAUUGGUGAUGACGAUGGCGAGGAGGAGGAGUGGGAGGAGGGCGAGGGGGACGAGGACCUGGCCGAUGUGCCGCUGGACGACCGAGUGCCUGUGGGGCUCAAGGUGCCGGUGUACCCGCUGACGGCGGAUGACACAUUGUUCAUGACCAGCAGCGAGCUCAUGCGACUGGCACACAGGAUGCUGGUCACGCACGGGCCGCCCUGGCUGCGGGAGGUGCUGUACGAGCGCCACAACGACGCCCUGGACUUCGGCACAUGCAGGCCUGCAGACGGCGGCCUGGGCGUGUUCGGCCACUUCUCCAACAUCCUGCUGCGGCCCAUGCUGGCGCUGGACUUAGCCACCAGCACGCACCUGGACCGCAGCCAGCCCGCCACGCUUAUGUGCUUCGCUGCGCCCUUCGCCGUGCCGGCCGACAUCGACGCCGCGCUGCAUGUGAUGCCGCGCGGCAUGUACAGCGACCGCAAGAACGCGGUGUGGCUGCAGGCCCGCAACCUCCGGGAUCAGUGGCGGCUGCAGCACCCGACGGCAGCUGCCCGCAGGGAUGCCGCGGCAGCUGGCGGCGCCGGUGCUGCCAACGGCACACCCGCAGCAGCCGCUUCGUCCGCCUCGAGCACCCUGGGUGGUGGCAGCGUGCAGCCCGUGUUGAAUAGCCCAAGUGGAGAUGCAGACCCUUCACGCGUAGCGCGCCGCGGCAGUGUGUGGGUCAUCAUACCCGGCUGCCGCCUGCACCAGCUGGCCAACGCGUGUAGCAAGGCCGCCAAGAAGCCUUGGCCGCGCAAUCACAAUGCCUUCUUUUCUGUCAGGUAUGGCCGUGACCUGCACACGCUGGUGAACCUCUGCUGGAAGCACGGCGUGCCCUUCCACGCCGUCUGGCACUGCGAGGGCGACCUGCUGCUGCCCGGCAUGGCGGCGGUGCACUCGGUGAUGCCGCUGCACUGCGCCUCCAUGAAGAUCAGCCAGGACUUCCUGAUCCCCAGCGGCCCUGCGCUGCGGCUGCUGUGGGAGAUCGACGCGUUGCGGCAGGAGCACCACCUGGGCUGGGCGCAGCGCCGAGCCAAGGAGCUCAAGCAACCGCAGCCGCCCCGAGCACUGGCCACCAUGACACCGGCCGCCGCGGCCGCGGCCGCCGCUGCAGCCGCGGCGGCUGCGGCCAACGUGGUACAGGCGCGGGGGCGUGACCGGAAUAAGGAGCGCAACCGGGCCUUGGCUGAGGGCGGGCAGGGCCAGGAGGGGCUGCCAACGGCCGGCGCAGCGCUAGGUGGGGCUGCGGGGCGAGGGGAGGAGGAGCCCCCAGUGGUGGCGCACGACGCGGCUCCCGGGGCGGUGCCCGGAGUGUCAGACGGCGCUGUGGCUGGCGCUGCUGCAGGUGGAGAGGCGGGCGGUGCGGCUCCGCCACAGCCUGAUGAGGCAGUCCUGGCGGCAGCGCGGGCGCUGGCGGCGCAGCCUCUGGACCCUAGCAAGCUGAGCUGGGGCGCGCGAAAGGGCCGCAGCAGUCGGCAACAAGGCAGCCCAAGCCACAGCUCCGGGUCUACGGCAGGUGGCUCCGCCGGGAGCGGAAGCAAAGGCGGCGACGGGGCGGGCUGGAAUACCGCGGGUGCGGCGGCGCUGCUGCGGCAGCCGGAGUGUAUCGCGUCCGCCCAGGCGCUGCCGGCAGACGGCAAUUUGGAUGGCAUGGGUGUGUGCGGGGAGACGGCCGUGGGCGCAGUGAGCGUCUUGGCGUCUGGGGCCGCUGGCGUCCCGCCUGCGGAGGUGGGAGCGGUGGUGGUGCCUGAGGCUGAGGCCACCAGCACUGCCAGCGGGGCGGAGAUGGCGCCGACCGAGCCAGCCUUGGUGCCCCAGGCAGUCAAUGCACAGCCGGGAGCGGAGGCGCCGACGGUCCUCUGCGGCGCAGGAGCAACUGAGUCCCGGCCGCAGCGCAGCGCUCACGAGGACGGUGCAGUACAGGCGGAGGGCGAUGUGGCACACGCGCAGCCGGAUGGGGCCGCCAGCGGGGCGCACGUGGAACCAGCGGCUCCUGCGGCCGCCGAGACGCCGCCUUGUGCACGCACGGCUGGUGCUGCGAGCGCUGCCGCGGCGGGGGCACAGCUUGUAGUAGCCGCAACUGCGCCUUCCGCAGCCGCCAUUGCCGCGGUUGCCGGGUCCUGGGCGCCGUGUCUGGCCCACUCCACCAGCGAGAUGCCAGCCACCGAGGUCUUGUCCGACGGCGCAGGCGAGGCCGAGGGCGUGUCAGGCGGAGAGGUAUCCAGCGCUGGCGUCAAGGCCGGCGCCGCAAGCCGGGCCACUGCAGGUGCAGCCGGCUCCUGCGCCCCGGCCGGCGGGGGUGCAGGCGUACGCUCGGGUGCUGCAGCCACCGCGGCCACGACAGCGGCUGGUGUGGGCUUGAUGUCUGCGCGGCAGCCCAGCUGCUGCAGCAGUCAGCGCGACUCGGAGGCGCCCAGCUCGUGUGCCGACGGCGAGGGGCUGGAACUGUGCCUGCUGCAGGAUGGGGUGGCUGUGGGGCCAGUCCCUGCGCCGCACGUGGAGCAGGUGGUCCUGUCAGAGGAGGAAGAGGGGGAGAGGAGGGGCGGCGAGCACGUGCAGGUGCAGGUGGCGGCGGCGGCGUCGGAGCCGGCGACCCACGCACAGGUGCUGGCUGAGCAGGAGCACGAGCAGCCACAACUGCAGGAGGCGACUGCUGAGGUGCCCAAGGAGCAGGAGCUACAGGAGCAGGAGCAGGCGCCGGCUUUUCAGCCUGAAGCUGAAGUAGCACAGGCGACUGUGGCGGCGGCAGCCGAGGCGGCGGUAGCUGAGGCGGCGACAGCUGAAGCGGCGACGCUGCAGCAGCCGCAGGAGGCGGGGCCAAGUUUUCUUGCGCAGCUGCAGGAGCAAGCGCCUGGGCCUAGCGUGCCACCUGUAGCAGCGUCUUCUGAGCCGCCCGCCGCGUCAGGUCCCGGCCUAGCGCCGGCCCCGUGCUCGUGCGGACGUGCGGAAUGCGACGGGACUGGGACAGCAGGGCAUGCAGUCGAAGCGUCUCUCGAGGCCCGGGCUGAGGCCGGGCAUGAGCGAGAGGUUGCGGACAUGCCGCAUGCGGACUCCCCUGCCACGACGGCCCGGCUUGCCUCCACCACCUAUGACGCGACCAUCAUGCAGCAGCUGCUUGGAGUCUACAAUGACGUCGACGAGGACGCGCAGGAUGAGGGGCAGUCACAGGAGCGGCCCCAAGCUGAGGCGCAGGAAGCGGCUGUACAGCAGCAUGUGGCGGCGGCACUUAGCCCCGAUGUGCAGCCGGAGCAGAUGCCAGAGCUGGAGGCCGCAGCACUACUGGGCGGGGAGCCUGCUUCUGCUCCGGUCUCGCAGCACCCGCGUCUUGGGCAAACGCAGGAGGGGGCUGGUGUGACGCACCCGAGCGCCCAGUGUGGUGAGCAAGGAGGGGUAGCCUGCCCACAGGGAGCCCAGGCGGCGGCGCCGCAGGCGGCGGCGCUGGCCACCACGGCACCGCACCCGGUGACAGAAGGGCGAGCUUCCCUGGCCGACGUGGCCGCGGCUGCAGGUGAUGCCGCGCUUGACACCGUUUAUGCCGUCAGGGCUUCUGAGCAGGCAGAGGGGGCCAGCGGGUGGCCUGCUGCCGCGGCCCCAAGCGGCUCUGCGGAGCAGUCGGAUGGCAGCCUCGCUGAGGACGAAGAGGAGCAGGCGUCGCCAGCAGCUGAGGUUCCGGAUCUGGGAUCUGUGCGUGCCGCAUCCGCCGCCGCUGUCGAGGCCGCUCACAAGCCAACGCGUGUCGCCGUGGCCGUGGUGAGUGCGAAUGAAGCCGCGGCACCUCCAACACUGCGCAGCUCCUCGCCUGCGCCAGCUGGGCAGUUGGCGCUGCUGCCGGCGCCGCCAUGCGCAACCCUACAGCUGACGGCUUCGCCACCGAGCAGUCUGCACGCAUCUCCUGCAGCGCAGCAAUGCCCGGAGCAGAUGCAGGGGCAGCAACCGUUGCAGUGUGGGUCCAUGGUGCUCGCGUCAUCCCACAGCCUUCCUGAGAUCACAGGUGACCUGAUGUACGUUGCGCAUUUGAAGUCUCGUUUGGACGCCGUGGUCCCGCCAUCAGCGGCGAGGAUCGAGUGCGGCGGCUCCGCAGCAGAGACGGUCGCUCAGGGCUCCGCACCUCUUCUGCUGCCUGCCGUGGCAGCGGCAGCGGUGGAUGCGGCGGCGCUGGCACCCGACAGCUCGGACCUACUCGCCAUCCCAGCUCCUCCCACAGAUGCGGCUGCAGCUGCUGCAGCGCCUGCAAUGCAGCCGAACGGCGCGGAGCUGCAGCUGCAGGUGCACCAGCACCCCGCCGGCGCUCUUUUUGUGUAUUCGGGCCCCGAGCAGCGUAUAGCUCUUCCGCCCAGCCUGAGCGGCCUGCCGCUGACUGCACCGGAACCACAUGUUAUUGCGCUGAUGCAGAGGACGCUGUCAGAGUCCUCGGGGGGCUGCGAUACCGUGAAGGAUAUGGCGUACUUGGCAGCUUGUGCCACCAAGCAUGCGGCACUCGCCGCGCCUGGACCUGUGGAGCUGACUGAACCGGGCACAUACACCGCCGCCGCCGCUUUAGGUGCCACUGGUGCCUCGUACGGCCCUGCAACCCUACCGCCCGGUGGCGAUGCGCCCAUGGUGCUGCUGCCGCUGUCGCCAUUGUCACAGCACCGGCAGCCUGAGCGGGCCUCCGGCAGCACCUGGUCUACGGCCCUCAGCAUGCGGCCGUCAAGCGAGGAGUGGGAUAGGGAAUACAAGUCGGUUGCGCCCAGCGGCUCACACGUGCGGGUACUGCCGCAGGACGACCCCUCCGCGACCGUCGCGGAGCGCCGGCCGCCACCUGGGCGCGCGGGCGACUUCACGGCCGACGUCUUGCCGCCGCGGCGCGUUACACGCGGCCAGCAGCAGCAGCAGCGGGGCAAGCUUAAGGAGCCGGCGCUGCAGCACAAGGGAUUAAGUGUGCAAGGCAAGGGCAGGGGCCGCGCGGCAGCUGUGCCUCAUCGGGCGCUUGCAGGCGAGGGCGGUGGUGACCCGAUGGAGGCGGAGGCGGAGGAGCAGUCAGCCCCAGAGGAGGAGGAGGAGGAGGAUGUGCCGCUGAAUCAACUGCUGGCGCUGCAACAGCGGCGUGGCUCGCAGCCACCAUCUACACUGCAGCAGCAGCAACCGCAGCAACGGCCCCAGCAGUCCAGCCCGCACCAGCCGCUGGUGAAGAAAUUAAGCAAGGGCGGCGUGGCCGCGGCUGGAGCUGGAGCUGGAGCUGGAGCUGGAGCGGGGCCUAACCAAGCAGGCGCUGUGGGGCCCAAGGUUAUGGGCGGCGUGGGUUCGCUGCCCGGUGGGGCCAAGCGCGCACAGGCUGGCACGGGGGGACCCGCAAAGAAGGCCCGCGCGAGCGGCGCUGCCGCUGCGCGCGGAGCCACAGGUGUGGUGGGCGCGCACUCGCCAGAGAACGACGGCAACGCAGCUACAGCGCCGCUCAGGCCCGGUGGCAGGCGUACCCUGAAGGAGUCAGGGGCUGCCGCCAUGGGCUCGGCAAUGGAGGCGGGCGGCAUGGGCGGUGGCGGCGGUGGUAGCGGCGAUAUCCUGUCAGCCCUCAGCAACUCGAGAGACGCGUUCAUGACCCAGAGCGUGGUGGUGGGUCUGGCUCUUGCGGUGUCGUACACGCGCUGCCACCAGGAGCUCCUGCGGAUGCGCAGCGCUGUGCUGGCAGCGGUGGAAGCAGGACAUUAGGUGGCCAAAGGGUGCAGGCCCAUGAUACCGGUAUAAGGAUAGAAUAUCACGAUGGAACAUCUCGUGGAGGUAAACGAAUUAGCGCACUGCGGUGACUCUUCUUCGGGUGUCUCAAAGAAGACAUUGAUACUUUCUUUUGGCUGUGCACCGCAUGACAUAAUAACUGAUGUUACGCUUCAAACUUCGAAUGUCCACGAACAGGCUGUUGGGUAAUGAUACGGUGCGGUCUCUUUGGACUGUUUGUGGCUACCGUACCCUGUUGAAGGGCAACGUUUCGGAAGCGGGCUGUCUGUAGUUAUUUCAGGGUUAGCGUAUGACAGGGGUGCGUGUACCGUGCGGAGGGAGGCGCGGCUGCUUCAAAGUAAUCAGAGCGAUGGCAGCCAAGGGUGGGCCUGUGGUGUUUGGGACUAUGGGCGGUGAUGGUGGCACGCAUAUUGCUCUUGAGCAGAAGAGUUGUUUUACUUGUGGCUUUGUGACCCAUCUGGGUUAAAAGUCCUAAUGGCCUCACCAAGGGCCGAUCUCCUUAAUGCGACAAGCCGACAUGUUGCUUGCAAGCGCAGGGCUAGCGCUGGUGUAGCGAAGGUCCCCAUUUGCAUGCAACUGGAAACGUGCAGCCCUGUGCAGCAGUGCGCUGGCAAGGGACAUGACAAGUAAGGUGGUUUUCCCUCGCAAGGGCAAAGUGGGCUGAGCCCACGCCACGUCUCCAUUCUGAGGCUGCAAGCGUCUACCUCACCUCUCGGCAUAGCCGGGUCGGUUUGUACAGGCACUGCCCACCAUGUGUCCAGCUA
Chlamydomonas reinhardtii is the source of this 10609-nucleotide messenger RNA. RefSeq lists its product as uncharacterized. NCBI's taxonomy places the organism in Eukaryota, Viridiplantae, Chlorophyta, Chlorophyceae, Chlamydomonadales, Chlamydomonadaceae. The transcript is spliced from 12 exons. The record is from RefSeq and is a predicted model, not a curated record. The coding region runs from base 375 to 9821 and encodes 3148 amino acids.